ACAGCAAUCUUCUUAUCCUUUUUUUUUGGAUCAAAAAUCUAUCAAUCUUACGUUAUUUCAUUUCUGUUAGAUACUCUCUCUCUACUAGUCAAUAACACCCAGACAAAACUAAAAACUAAACUGAGAUCUACCCAAAAAGAAAGAAAGAAAUAAGAAGAAUGUUGGAGCUGUUUUUCACGAUAGCGUUCUCGGCGGCGCCGUUAACGUUGUACAUACCUCCGAUAAGAUGUUUGACGAUGUUCGUGGAGACGAUGGAGGAGAUGGGAACGGAAGGUAGGGUUUAUAGCAGGAGAGUCUUCCCUCGCGCCAGAAUGGCUUGGUCUCGCCUUCUCGAUUGCUUCUUCUCCUCUUCUCCUCCUCCUCCUCCUCCUCCUUCUCGCCGUCCUUAAAAUUAAAUUACUCAUAGGAGAAAGAGAUGGAAGAACAAUAUGAGAUUUACAUACCGUAGAGUUUGGUCCUCUUAAGGGCUUCAAAGAAGCUGUCCGGUUCUUUGAGAAGAAGCAUUGGUGCGUUUUGUUCUUAUUUUCUGCUGCAAAUCACUGCGCACAUCCUUUUUGUUCUUUACAUUCUCCAGUUUUUAGAAGAGUUGUAGGAAUGUUCUCCGCAUCAUCCACUCCCCUGAAUAAAAAUGCCCAAGAUCAGUAUCUUAGUUACUAAAACUAUCAAAGCUUUAUGCUGCCAAAAUCAUUAGGCUUUAUUAAUACUAAAAAGUUAUAAUU
This is a messenger RNA of Raphanus sativus (radish), 719 nucleotides long. RefSeq lists its product as uncharacterized. The coding region runs from base 159 to 389 and encodes 76 amino acids. The transcript is spliced from 2 exons. The record is from RefSeq and is a predicted model, not a curated record. NCBI's taxonomy places the organism in Eukaryota, Viridiplantae, Streptophyta, Magnoliopsida, Brassicales, Brassicaceae.